Messenger RNA from Malassezia restricta, 969 nucleotides. RefSeq names its product cyclin. The coding region runs from base 1 to 969 and encodes 322 amino acids. Gene Ontology annotation, cellular component: nucleus; cyclin/CDK positive transcription elongation factor complex. Gene Ontology annotation, biological process: positive regulation of DNA-templated transcription, elongation; regulation of transcription by RNA polymerase II. The record is from RefSeq and is a predicted model, not a curated record. Gene Ontology annotation, molecular function: cyclin-dependent protein serine/threonine kinase activator activity. The transcript has a single exon. NCBI's taxonomy places the organism in Eukaryota, Fungi, Basidiomycota, Malasseziomycetes, Malasseziales, Malasseziaceae.
AUGACCAUGUCGGCGGACGUGGCCGCUACGCAGUGGCUGUUUUCGCGAGAUGACCUGCAGUAUACGCCUAGUGUCACGGGUACGUACGAACUGCCUGCGCCUGCGGAUACCGAGUCGUCGUCGGCGAUGGUCAAGCAUACAGCCCAAACCAUGACCUCUGAACAGGAGCGUAUCCUACGAGGCAAGGGCGUGCACCUCAUAUACAAGAUGGGGGAGUUCUUGCAAGUGGGACAGCAUGUCAUGGUGGCUGCUGCGACUUUUUUUCACCGCUUCUUCAUGCGGCGGCCGCUGCAGGUCAAUCGCGCUGGUAGCGGUUGGUCGCAUUACGAGGUGGCAGCCGCCUGUGUCUUUCUCGCGUGCAAGGCCGAAGAGAGCCUGCGGAAGCUAUCGUCCGUUGUCGAUGCUGUCAUGGCAUCGCUCGACAAGUCGCCGGAAGGCCAGAUGCGGUGGGCGGACCGGUCUUUCCGCGCGAAUCAUGGGUCGCACGAGUUUGCCAAGUGGCGCGACUGCAUCAUACUGCAUGAAGAGGCCCUCCUCACGACACUCUGCUUCGACCUGGUCGUGCCGCAGCCGCACGAGCUGCUUGUGCGUGCUGCACGGACUCUCGAGGUCGAGACGCCUCUCGCGCGUCUCGCCUGGACCAUCCUGAAUGACGCGUUCCGUGACCCGACGUGCUUGUUCUUUGACGCUCCAGUCUUGGCAUCGGGCGCUUUUCUCAAGGCAUGUACUGAACGCAACGUGGACCCAGCCAUGUACUAUGCAGCUCGGCCCUCGGAUGCGCCACGCCGCCCAGACGACGAGGGUGACGACUAUUUUGACUGGCUCGAUGUAUUUGACGUGGAUCUAGACGAGGCACGCGACGCCAUGCAAGCGAUCGAAAAGGACGUGUACGACUUCCAUCUGCCCCUGCAGCGCGUGUCUAGCAGCCGCUCAGCUCCUCAGCCACCACCCACGACGGCAUCAUCAUAG